AUCCUCUGAGCAUGUAGGGCAGCGGCGGCAGCGGUAGGGGCAGCGGGGCGGGGCUCGUGGCUAAGCAUUCUUCGUGCCAGCCUUGCGAAGGCCAAGAGUGACCAGCAACUCCUCAGACGACCGAUGGCACAUGCGUCAGAGGUGGUGUCAAAACCCGACCCGACUGUUGCUCCCACUACAGGGUAGAGGAUGCAGCGUCAGGAGACGCGGUUCCCAGGAUGUCCAGUAGGUGUCGCUGUCCCGCGGCCCCCGCACUCCUCGAGGCCCGGGCCGGGGGCGUGUCCUCCCUACCUUCGGACUCCGGCGCGCGCACCUCACCUGGGCUCCCGCCCCGUGCCUUCCGCGCCGCGGUCGAGUGGGGGAGCGCGCUGUGCUGCGGUCCCGCGACCAGGGGGCGGGGUCGGACGGCGCGCUGGGAAAGGCGGGCCAGCUUGGCGCCCAGGUGCGUUCUUCCACAAGGGCCGGGCGGCGGAGACGGCAGCAUCCGAGCAGCCGGAGGAGGAAGCAGACGAGAAGAUGCCACUGUCGCUGCCACCUCAGGGCGACCACGGGGAGUCCAGUCCGUCCAGGACCCCCAAGAAGCACGCCUCUUUACAUAUUUGGCGCUCCAAGAAGAAACAGCAGCCUCCGCGGUCUGACUGUGGGGUGUUCAUUCCGCACCCGCCCCCGGCGUCCCUCGGCGAGGCCAGAGCUUUGGAGGUAGUGGAUGGAGGCCAUGUGGCUGGAGAGCGCCAAGAAUUUACACUGCACUGCGGGGAGUCCCGGCUCUUUCACACUGCCUGUGAGGUGCCUGGUCCUUUACCUACAGAGUCUGGAAUGUUUAAAAAGGUAAUGCUUCAUUUCCAGUAUUUGGCUCCCAGGACUAAACACUUCAAUGAAUUAAAAAGUGAAAAAUAA
Molecule: messenger RNA, 897 nt
Organism: Delphinapterus leucas (beluga whale)
Lineage: Eukaryota; Metazoa; Chordata; Mammalia; Artiodactyla; Monodontidae
Source: RefSeq, a predicted model, not a curated record